AUUUAUUACACACCAAAGUAUAAAAACCACCCGGCUGGCUGCAGCUCUGUCUCUAGCUCUGGCAUUCGCCCGAGGAGACCACGGCGCCUGGAGCCCCAGCCAUCUUCUCCAGGACGCUCUGUGGCUCCGUUGAGCAUCAUGCUGGGGCAGCUCGUCUGUUGGCACCUGCUGGCUUUAUUUUUCCUCCCAUUUUGCCUGUGUCAAGAUGAAUACAUGGAGGUGAGCGGAAGAGCUAAUAAAGUGGUGGCGAGAAUAGUGCAAAGCCACCAGCAGACUGGCCAUAGCGGCUCCAGGAGGGAGAAAGUGAGAGAGCGGAGCCAUCCUAAAACUGGGACUGUGGAUAAUAACACUUCUACAGACCUAAAAUCCCUGAGACCAGAUGAGCUACCACACCCCGAGGUAGAUGACCUAGCCCAGAUCACCCCGUUCUGGGGCCAGUCUCCACCAACCGGAGGACUGCCCCCAGACUGCAGCAAGUGUUGUCAUGGAGAUUAUAGCUUCAGAGGUUACCAAGGGCCACCUGGACCUCCCGGCCCCCCUGGCAUUCCAGGAAACCAUGGGAACAAUGGCAAUAAUGGAGCCACUGGCCAUGAAGGGGCCAAAGGUGAAAAAGGAGACAAAGGUGACCUGGGACCACGAGGGGAGCGGGGGCAGCAUGGCCCCAAAGGAGAGAAGGGCUACCCGGGGAUUCCACCAGAACUGCAGAUUGCAUUCAUGGCUUCCCUGGCAACUCACUUCAGCAAUCAGAACAGCGGGAUUAUCUUCAGCAGCGUGGAGACCAACAUCGGCAACUUCUUUGAUGUCAUGACUGGUAGAUUUGGCGCCCCAGUAUCAGGGGUGUAUUUCUUUACCUUCAGCAUGAUGAAGCACGAGGAUGUCGAGGAAGUGUAUGUGUACCUCAUGCACAAUGGCAAUACAGUCUUCAGCAUGUACAGCUAUGAAACAAAAGGGAAAUCAGAUACAUCCAGCAACCAUGCAGUGCUGAAGCUGGCCAAAGGAGACGAAGUCUGGCUGAGAAUGGGCAAUGGCGCUCUUCAUGGGGACCAUCAGCGCUUCUCUACAUUUGCGGGCUUCCUGCUCUUUGAAACUAAGUAAAUAUCUGAAUAGAUCUGAUCCACUUUGGAAAGACUUGUAGCUGAGCUGGUAUUGUUAUGAUCUGAGGCUCAUUAGCGUUGAGGGUUCUACAUGCUGUAUUUUAAAAAAAUUUUAAUGGUUAUAUUGCUAAUCAUGCCACAGGUACAGUAAUAAUGUGCGAUGACUCAGGGGCUCAGAAGAAUAAACAAAUUUUUCCCAAGUGACCUUGACCAAUAUACUAAGCACCUUUAUCAUUCUCUCAGCACCUAAAAGAGAAUUCCUUUCUUGAUACAGGUUGGGAAUAAUUGUUCCCAUCAGAGAAGUCAUUUACCAAGAGUUUUGUGGCUCUAUUUUAAAUUUAAUAACAGCUUUCAGGAACCCUUGAGGUUUGGAGUUCAUCAUUAAAACUUUUCAGAGAAUAGGAUGUAGUGAUUAUGAUGGGACCAGGGCAAGAACAAGGACACUUGCCAGGACAAAGGUACCAGAAACAUUUGUAAAGCCUAGACUGGGAAGUAACACUUUGAUCCAAUGGGUCGAUAUUCAUGAAUAAAGUAUAGACAUUUUUUAGUAACUCCAGAUAGCUUUUAGAUAGCAAAAGCAUUCACGAUGUCCACAAAUAAUUGACUGCUUCUUCUUCUUUUUUUUUUUUAUAAGGAUACUGCUAUAAUUAAAUCUUAUCUUCAAAUAGCUUGUAUUUUUGGAAAUAGAAUAUCUCCGGAUCCAGAAUUGGAUUUACCAAACCUGGUUUAUCAGGUUGACUCUUUGUCAUUGCGUUUCUCAGGUUACAAUAGAUCUUUGUUCAUGCGGACCUGCAGAAUCAGCUGAAGUGAGUUUAGGUCCACAUUAUACAGAUGUAAUCACUUUCUUUUCUCUCAAUUUAGAAAUUACCCUAAUAAACUACACAUUGACAAGUCAUGUUGAAGGAGCUGUAGACUCAGUUAUAUACACUCGAACUAACGGAUACAAAAUAUAAGGGCCUUCCACUUAGGAGACAUACAAUAAAAUCUCUUAACCAUUUUUUUUAAUAAAAAUUAUAUGACUUCUUUGAUUACCAUAUUUAAUCAAUAUUCACACAAGAGCUGUGCCCCUUGACUUUUGCCUAUCCCUCCCGCAAAGGAUUAAAAGGAUUAAUCCAUUCUCAAAGGAUUAAAUUAGUCACCAAAAUGAUAUUCACGAGAAUGCACCAGAUACUAUCUGAAGAUAGUACCCAAAGAUAGUACUGGAAGCAUAGAAAAUUAAUUAGGGCUGCCCUAUGAGCUAACUAGUGUGUUUCGUGAUCAGUUCAGCCUUUGACCCUUUUCUUUAGAUCUGUAAAUAUUUUAAAACUCUUCCUGAAUCCAUAUGCAAUGCUAUUUAAAAGUGAAUGGAUAUUACCUAUAAUGUGCUUGACGGUGAAUGUUUUUGUGAUUUCGUAUAGGUCUCCCCCACCAACUCCCUACCCUGGAACUGUGGGGUCAUGGGGUUGAAGUUUACUAUUACCAAAUGUCAUAAAUAGUCCGUAAAAAUGCAUUGCCAAUAAAUAUUGGAUGUUGCAUGCUGUCCAAGGAAUUCCAUAUCUAAAGAACAUACAAUACAAGUAAGUACCUAGAGGAAGAUAUUGGCCUGGCUUUAGAUAAAAUCGAGCCAAGAAAAACAAAAUAACUAUUAUGUAAAAAAUAAAUAUACCUUUGUUACGUAUAUGGUUUUAUAAUGUUCUUAAUAAAGUCGAAUAGUCAUACAA
Molecule: messenger RNA, 2794 nt
Organism: Pteropus alecto (black flying fox)
Lineage: Eukaryota; Metazoa; Chordata; Mammalia; Chiroptera; Pteropodidae
Gene: C1QTNF3
Product: C1q and TNF related 3
Exons: 6
Coding region: 139-1095 (318 amino acids)
Molecular function (GO): protein binding
Source: RefSeq, a predicted model, not a curated record